Messenger RNA from Populus euphratica (Euphrates poplar), 558 nucleotides. RefSeq lists its product as uncharacterized. The record is from RefSeq and is a predicted model, not a curated record. The transcript has 2 exons. Bases 1 to 558 code for a protein of 185 amino acids. Lineage: Eukaryota; Viridiplantae; Streptophyta; Magnoliopsida; Malpighiales; Salicaceae.
AUGGUAGUGUUCAACCAGAGGCCAACAAGAAUGAAUGAAGAACAUCUAAAAGAAAUGAAAGACUUGGCUACAGCCAGAACCUAUUUCCAGGACGGCCAAGUGAAGAUUAUUCCUUUGCCUUCCUCCCAGGCCAUUCGAGUUCUUGCAGAACGACCCCAUGCUAGUAAUAGGAGUUGGUUCAAUCAAGAUUUUCCCGUUCCGGAAAAUUGUAAUGUGAAUAAAACACAGGUUAGGUUCCAGGCUGGAGUUUUCAUCAUUGAAGUUCUAAAAGCAACCACCAGACAACCUUGUCCUGAAGAAGAAACCACAGAUACCGACGAGGCUCCAAUCCGUCCAAACUUAAGCAUUGGUGAGGAAGGAGGUCAGGAAAAGAGUACGACUUCUCAAUUCUCAGAAAAAGCAACAACUCAGCCAAAUCCACGAGAGGGUAUAGAAGAACCUGCAAGCAUCAAAAUAGAGAAGAAGCAACUCUACCGAAAGAUACUUCGACCACACAAAAAAGAAGUUAUCAAUGAAGAAUCAGAAAUGAAAGAUUCCGAAGCUCUAAGCCCUCUAUAA